AUGGGGACGCCGCUCUGGCUGUGUUUUGCUACCUGCGGCGCUCUCGGAAAGACGGUCGAAAAUGUGGGCACCAUGACCGACCCUUCAUUGAUUACUGUGCAAACAUACGCCCUCAUAGUCACGUAUUUGCUUAACGCCGGCCAGUAUGAGACUGCCUAUACGAUGAUCGGGCUGGCUAUCUGCCUCGCGUAUGCACUAUCUCCCCAGACGGGUGGAAUUAACACUAUCGACCUGAUACAAGCGGAUAGGAGCAGGAAGACUUGGUGGAUUCUAGUACAGCUCGAUCUGAAAUGCUCGCUGCAGUUAGGAAGACCGAUGGCUGCGCGAUAUUCAACUCCGCCCAUUCUCUUUCUUCCCCUCCAUAAUCCAGACGCAGUGGUGUAUUCACAGUACCAAUUCUGCUGGUCGAAACUCACAGCAGCAAUGCUCCAAGUCAGCAAUGCUCCAAGUGCACGAAAUGUUCCAGCGACGCACAGCUGGCAACUCGGCUUUCGAUGCAGCAAUAGUGGGAAUGACUUCUGA
Messenger RNA from Fonsecaea monophora, 522 nucleotides. RefSeq lists its product as hypothetical. NCBI's taxonomy places the organism in Eukaryota, Fungi, Ascomycota, Eurotiomycetes, Chaetothyriales, Herpotrichiellaceae. Gene Ontology annotation, molecular function: zinc ion binding; DNA binding. Gene Ontology annotation, biological process: DNA-templated transcription. The record is from RefSeq and is a predicted model, not a curated record. The transcript has a single exon. The coding region runs from base 1 to 522 and encodes 173 amino acids.